Melitaea cinxia (Glanville fritillary) is the source of this 1332-nucleotide messenger RNA. It is a transcript of the gene toy, whose product is annotated as paired box protein Pax-6. The transcript has 10 exons. The record is from RefSeq and is a predicted model, not a curated record. Gene Ontology annotation, molecular function: DNA-binding transcription factor activity, RNA polymerase II-specific; RNA polymerase II cis-regulatory region sequence-specific DNA binding. Gene Ontology annotation, biological process: anatomical structure development; regulation of transcription by RNA polymerase II. Lineage: Eukaryota; Metazoa; Arthropoda; Insecta; Lepidoptera; Nymphalidae. Bases 1 to 1332 code for a protein of 443 amino acids.
AUGCACAGCGCGGCGAUGGGCGGUGGGGCCCUAUUCGGGUGCUCCUCCGCCGGCCACAGUGGGAUCAACCAGUUGGGAGGUGUUUACGUCAAUGGCAGGCCGUUGCCCGACUCCACGAGGCAGAAGAUUGUGGAGCUUGCCCACUCGGGCGCGAGGCCCUGCGACAUCAGCCGCAUCCUGCAGGUCUCCAACGGCUGCGUGUCUAAGAUACUCGGCAGGUAUUACGAGACGGGGUCAAUCAAGCCCCGUGCGAUAGGGGGUUCGAAGCCGCGGGUCGCGACGACGCCCGUGGUCCAGAAGAUCGCGGACUACAAGAGAGAGUGCCCUUCGAUCUUCGCAUGGGAAAUCAGAGAUCGUCUGCUGAGUGAAAACGUAUGCAAUAACGACAACAUACCGAGCGUGUCAUCGAUCAACCGUGUGCUAAGAAAUCUGGCGUCGCAGAAGGAGCAAGCCGCAUCAGCGCAGAACGACAGCGUUUACGAGAAGCUCCGAAUGUUCAACGGUCAGGCAGCCACGGGCUGGUGGUACCCUGGACUCCCUACAGCCCCCGCGGCGCCCACGAUACCAGCACCCUUACCACCUCAGUUGAACAGACCAGGGACUGAGGAGCAUAAGAGAGAUGAUGCACUCGAUGAUCAAAGUGACACGUUAAAAAUAGAUACGUUAAACUCUGAAGCUGGAUCAGAUGGUAACAGCGAACACGCGUCGUCUGGUGAUGAAGAUUCGCAAAUGAGACUACGACUGAAGAGGAAGCUGCAGCGGAACCGGACCUCGUUCACAAAUGACCAAAUUGAUAGUCUUGAAAAAGAGUUCGAGCGCACGCACUACCCGGACGUGUUCGCGCGCGAACGACUCGCUGAAAAGAUUGGAUUGCCUGAGGCACGUAUCCAGGUAUGGUUUUCGAACCGUCGCGCGAAAUGGCGACGCGAGGAGAAAUUACGUAGUCAAAGGAGAGACGCACCGGCCUCCCCCCCUGCGCCGCCUGCCCGCCUGCCGCUCAAUGGAGGCUUCAACUCCAUGUACAGCCCCAUACCGCAACCCAUAGCCACUAUGAGUGACACUUAUAGUGAAAUUUCCGACAGCUCAAUGUCGGGUGGGCUCUCCUCAUCGUGUCUGCAACAACGAGACGGUGGUUAUCCUUACAUGUUCGGAGACGUGCUCGGUAGUGGGGGCUACUCUAGAGCACCCGCAGCACAUCAACAACACGCGGCUUACUCACAGCCGCAAGGAGCGGCCAGUACUGGUGUUAUAUCAGCGGGCGUGAGCGUUCCAGUGCAAAUACCUUCGCAAGGGCCAGACCUCGCAUCGAAUUAUUGGGGACGGAUUCAGUGA